ACCCCCAACCAAUUUUAAAAUGGCCGAUACUGCUGCUGAGGUUGUUGCCACCACCCCUGAGGUCACCAAGGAAGUCCCUGAGACCAAGACUGAGGAGGUAGAAAAGGCAGAGAAGGCCCCCGCCGAGGAGGAGGCUGAGGAAGCCAAGACCGAGGAGAAGGCAGCCAAUGGUGACAAAACAGAGGAAACCAACGGUGAUGCCACAGAGAAAACCGAGGAGGACAAGGCUGAAGAGACCGAGGAAGCCAAGGCGGAGGAGACCAAUGGCGUAGAGAAGGAAGCUGAUGAGGAAGCCGCCAAGACCAACGGCCACAGCGAAGAGACUAACGGCGUUGCUAAUGGUGAUUCUGAGAAGCGUGCAGCAGAGGAAUCUGAAGCCACCUCACCCACAAAGAAGGCAAAGGUUCAAGAGGAGACCACAGAGGCUGCAGCUGAAACCACUGCUUAAGUCUGUCUUCCGCUCUUGUCCCCCAAGACCCUCACUCUAGCCUUCUCAGA
Molecule: messenger RNA, 498 nt
Organism: Penaeus monodon (black tiger shrimp)
Lineage: Eukaryota; Metazoa; Arthropoda; Malacostraca; Decapoda; Penaeidae
Product: glutamic acid-rich protein-like
Exons: 4
Coding region: 20-448 (142 amino acids)
Source: RefSeq, a predicted model, not a curated record